Drechmeria coniospora is the source of this 837-nucleotide messenger RNA. Its product is annotated as COP9 signalosome subunit 7. NCBI's taxonomy places the organism in Eukaryota, Fungi, Ascomycota, Sordariomycetes, Hypocreales, Ophiocordycipitaceae. The record is from RefSeq and is a predicted model, not a curated record. Bases 1 to 837 code for a protein of 278 amino acids. Gene Ontology annotation, cellular component: COP9 signalosome. The transcript is spliced from 2 exons.
AUGGUCGUCGUCGAGACGAAGGCUCUGAACGCUCUCGAGCCUUUUCUCCUCCUCUCCAGGUCCAUCACCUCUCCCCGAGCCGCUGCCGACCUCGUCACUCGCGCAACGUCGGCCCCCAACACCUACAUAUUCGCCGAGCUCCUCCAGACGCCGCAGGUUCAGGCGCUGAAAAACUCGGAAGAAUAUGCCUCCCACCUCUCCCUCCUCUCCAUAUUCUCCCACGGCACCUACCAGACCUACCAUGCGACACCCAACCUACCCCCUCUCAACGACGCCCAGACCCUCAAGCUUCGACAGCUGUCGCUCCUGACUCUCGCCCGGGACAGGUCGAACCUCUCCUACGCGGUGUUGCAGGGGGCCUUGGGGUUGUCACAUGCCCGCCAGCUGGAGGAUCUGGUCAUAAAGGCCGUGUACGAGGGUCUCCUGCACGCUACGCUCGACCCUGCCCGUCAGGCGAUAGAAGUGACGAGCAUCUCUCCGCUCCGCGACCUCCAACCAGGCUCCGUCCCGGCCAUGACCAUGGUGCUCAAUAGCUGGUCCGACCGCUGCAUUUCCACCAUAGGGGACAUUGAGGCCCGAAUCAACGCCAUCCGCGCCAACGCCGCCGCCCGGGCCAAGGAGGAGCGCGCAGCCGGUGACGACGUCAACGACUCGGCGGGCGAUCCGCAGGAGUCGGACAAAGCAGAUGUGCCUGGCGACGAAGGCCUUCCGAAACGGGGACUGAACAAACGCUCGAUGCUGGAAGUAGGAAACCUUGCGGCCGGUGAAACGAUGGAGCUUGAUGAGCAGCUCCGGGCAGAUGAGUCGGCCAAGCGAGCCAGCAAACGGAAGAUGUGA